AUAGGUAAAUGACAUAGGAGAAUUAUUGCUUUUAAUUGCCAGAUAUAGAUGUUUUCAGACUUCAUACCAUGAUUGAUGCACCAAAUGGUAGGUAGAGGGUCAGUCCACUCUAACAUGAUAAAAGAUGAGGGGGUAGUGGGUGUAGCCUUACCCCCACACCAUGCAGUGAUCAUUCAAAACUUUAUAAAGCAACCCAACAUCACAGAGCUUUUCAGUUUCUACUUGGUGCUAGUUUCCAAAAAUUGUUGGGGAGAAACUUAUGUGAGUAACUUUCGAGUGUCUCGAGUGUAGGGAGAAUUGAUUUCUGAACAUAUAACUGAUUUAUAUAGCCAGUGGAAGCUAAAAGGGAGAACUUAUCAUCAACCCCACUGACCACUGUCUUCCCUCUAUCCAGAAUCCUCAAGACCAGUCAUUCUCACCCUCUUUCUUUUCUUCAAUCCUUAACUGGCUAGCAUUAGCAAUAGCACUCUAUCUCACAUGCCAUCCUAUUUUUCAGAGCUAGAAGAUAUGAAAGGAAUGAGAGGAACCUUUCUUAGAAAAUUUAAACUCAUCCCAACCAUAACCAACUUGAAACAAGGCCUUGUUCUUCAGCUCAACCCCCCAGAUAAUGUGUUCUGCAUCAAGAAAUCUCCAACACCACCAAUCCAUGAUGACCACAAACAAAGCAACAUGGCUGAGCUAGAGAUUAAUGCAAUUGAGGAUGAUAAGGACUUUGAGGAAAAAGAAUUCAGUCUCAGCAAUUUGUCAGAAGAGAAUUUGGUGGCUCCUAAUUUGUCAGAGACCAAGAUGGAGCCAAAUAGCAAACAGUUGCCAUGCAUCAAAGAACACCCAUCUCUCACAGAUUUUGAAGAGAUUUGUCCACCAGGAUCAGGAAGCAAUUCAAUCAUUCUCUACACAACAAGCUUGAGAGGGAUAAGAAAAACCUUUCAGGAUUGCAACACUAUCAGGUUCUUGUUGAGAAGCUUUAAGGUAAUAUACCAUGAAAGGGAUGUGUCUCUACACUUGGAAUACAGAGAGGAGCUGUGGAAGAUCUUGGGUGGCAGAUUGAUUCCCCCAAAGCUGUUUAUCAAGGGCAGGUACAUUGGAGGAGCUGAUGAAGUGGUUGGAUUGCAUGAGAUGGGUUGGCUUGGUAAGUUUUUGGAAGGAACAGAAAUUGAUUCUUCUGAGAGCUCCUGCAUUGGCUGUGCCAACAUGAGAUUUGCAAUUUGCUCUGCCUGUUCUGGCAGCUGCAAAGUCUUCACCAGCAAUGGUGACAACAGUGAUGAAUUGUUCCUCAGAUGUGCUGAGUGCAAUGAAAAUGGGUUGGUUAAAUGCCCCAUUUGCUGCUAGAAAUUGAUCUCACGGCAACUCUGGGUGAGUUUGUUUUGGUUUAUAUGUGCAUGUUUGAUCCAUGCUAGAAAACUACAAUGAAGCCCAAAUUAUAGUACACCGAUAUGUAAGUUAAGAAAAGUUCCUUUUGUGAAUGGUAAUUUCGGAUCAUUGUGGUUAUCCACCAUGUAACCAAAGAUGCAUUAUGUUCUUUUUUCAUUUUUAGCAGGUGCAUUAUUGUAAAUAGGCUUAAUCCAGUUUUUGGUCCCUAACCUUUGUCAUAAAUAUGGCUUUAGUCCCUCGCCAGAGUAAAGGUGGGAGUUGGUCCCCAGUUUUUGGCAAAAUGAUUGGUUUUGGUCCUUCCGGCCGGCUGGGUCAACGCCGGAGCUCCGGCAAUCCCAUGUGGCAUUGCCACAUCAUUUAAUGAGUCCACUUGGAUUUUUUCUCUUUUUCAUUUAAAAAAAUUAAAACUCUAAUUAUUAAAUUAGUUUACAACAUCAUGUUCAUUCAUUGCAUCUUCUUCAUCAUCAUUACUGUAUUAACAUCAUCUUCAACCCAUCAUCAUAAAAAAAAAAAAAAAAAAACCAACCAGAUGCAUAUUCAAAUAUCCAAAGUGAUUAAGACACCAAAAAUUUGGAAAUAAAAAACAUAAAAAUAAGAAUAUUAUGGCGCAUCAAUGAAAAUCAAAGCUUUCAUGAACAAAUUAAAGCUAUAAACUUUGAGAGCAUCAAAGUAUGCAAGAACGAUUACAAAGGAACACAUAAUAAGUUUCUUCAAAAAACCUAGUGUACAGAGUUAGAAAGUUGGGGUUCUGAAAUGGAAAUAAGGAGAGAGACCCGGAAGAACUAGUAUAUCAGUUCAGCAGCAUAAAGUAAGGAUAAACCGAUUAUGGCGUGUAAAAUGAAAUGAGAUUGGUUGAUUGCACGGGAGAAAAAGCCAACCCAGACCUGUAAAGAAAAAACCCAUAACUGGUCUACAACCUAUCUACAACCCAGAUUGGUUGAUUGCAGUGGAGAAACUCAGAUUCUACGGCGUUAUGCUCAACCCCACAUACAACCGAAACCCCAACCCUCCUUUCCCCAUCCCUACCCUCAGCCUUAACCUCAAUCCCAACCCCAAACUAGCACCAGAAAAUGGAGAAGAAAGAAAUAAACAACACAUGUUCUAAUUUGAGUGCAGAUCUAAAAAACUAAGUUUGGAUCUGAAAAUCUGGGUGCGGGUCUAAGUUCAUGGAAGAAGAAGAAGAAGAAGGAAAAGAGGGUUUGGCACGAUCUGAGCUCGCCAGGGAAGCGUGGACGAAGAGGCCGGCGACGCAGGAGAGGUGGCUACGGUUUCAGAGAAAAUAAGAAGAAGAAGAAGAAGAAGAAGAAGAAGAAGAAGAAGAAGAAGAAGAAGAAGAAGAAGAAGAAGAAGAAG
Messenger RNA from Lotus japonicus, 2724 nucleotides. RefSeq lists its product as uncharacterized. NCBI's taxonomy places the organism in Eukaryota, Viridiplantae, Streptophyta, Magnoliopsida, Fabales, Fabaceae. The coding region runs from base 478 to 1329 and encodes 283 amino acids. The record is from RefSeq and is a predicted model, not a curated record. The transcript has a single exon.